This is a messenger RNA of Entamoeba invadens IP1, 579 nucleotides long. Its product is annotated as transport protein particle 22 kDa subunit, putative. Gene Ontology annotation, biological process: intra-Golgi vesicle-mediated transport; endoplasmic reticulum to Golgi vesicle-mediated transport. The coding region runs from base 1 to 579 and encodes 192 amino acids. The record is from RefSeq and is a predicted model, not a curated record. The transcript has a single exon. Gene Ontology annotation, cellular component: TRAPP complex; cytosol; cis-Golgi network membrane. NCBI's taxonomy places the organism in Eukaryota, Evosea, Mastigamoebida, Endamoebidae.
AUGAUUUCGAAGAGUGAGAAGCAAAAAGCUGGGGAUGUGGUGUGGGGAGAGAUGAAAAAAAUCAACAGCGAGUUAUUGACGAUGACGUACGGAGGAAUAGUUGUGCAGCUUCUCCGUGAGAACGAUUUUGAUGCGGACAAAGUGAAUGCGGAAUUGGAGGACAUGGGAUAUAACAUUGGUAUACGUCUAGUCGAGGAGUAUCUAGCGAAGGUAGAAGGGAAGAUGUCGACGAAGUGUAUAUCAUUUAAAGAACACAUUGAGUCAAUCACUUUUGUUGCCUUUAAAAUGUUUCUUGGGAUGAAUUGCGAGUGUUUUGAAGUUCACGAGAAGCAGUGGCGUAUCUCAUUACCCAACAACGUGUUGUCCGAGUAUGUCCAACUUCCCGACAAGUUAAAACAAAAGUUAUGGUAUUCAAAUAUCUAUUGUGGUAUCAUUCGUGGUGCUUUAGAAAUGUUGAAAUACAAAGUCGAAUGUCGUUUUGUCAAUGAUGUCCUUCAAGGCAACAAGACUUCGACGGAAAUCGAAGUCAAUUUAGUCGAUAUAUUAGAUCAAGCAAAAUACGUUAAUUACAACUCGUAA